AAAAAAAAUAAAACAUUCUUUUUAUAUAAAGAGGUUUGAUUACAGGACAAUUUUAAUAUUAUAAUGAAUAAAAUUAUUUGCUAGAGUUUGUUACAUGGCUACUUGAAAUAUACUGCCAAAACAUUUAACCUGAUCUGCAAAAUGUUCCAUUUUAUUUUGAAAAGAAACACAGGAUAAAAACUUUAUUUUCGUGACUGUUGGCAAUAUCAGAUGCUGUAAGCAAUGUUUUCUAUUUCAACAGAUGAUGAAUGUAAAAAAGAUAGAUCUGAUCAUCAUGAUAUGUGUAUAUACAUGUAUGUUUGUCUACCGAAAUCGAAUGAACUAUGAUAUUCUAGUUCAAUACCAAGAGCAACCGUGUCACAAGUGUGAGAUAUUUGUCACUGCUAAUGAAACAGGUUGUGCAAUACCAGUGAAAACAACAAAAGAGAAUUCAGCGGUUGCAUUUGACAGCUUACUAUCAAAGGUAUUCAUCUAGUACAUACCAUGUUUUAUCAACUACUUUCAACGAAGAUCAUGUUAAUUAAACUUGGGUUUGUCGUCAAUCUAUGGAAGCGUCCUGGUGCCAGCAGUGAGAUUUGUAGUGAGUCCUACGUUUGGCGUAUUAAAUCUUGCAUGCACGAUUGACUUCCUACCUCCAACGCUCGUCAUUGGAUGUUAGCGUUUUCAGGUGGCUUAACAUUUUCCGAGAUGAUACCACUACAUUUGCUGCCUGUGUACUUGUGUGUACUUAGUACGGACUCAGCUGAAGUGAUCUUCUGUUAUUUUGUGGAUGAGCUCAGAUAUGCCAGUAGAAAUCCAAAUUUACUAAAGCAGCUUAUAGCGAAAAAUGACAAAAACACGAAACGAAAACAGUACUGUGGUAUCGCUAGUGAUGUAUUACACAAAAUAGUUGCAAAGAUGACAUCUGAAAAAUACAACUGCGAUGCUGACCUAGAAUAUCCUUCAUUUAGUCCUGCAGACUUUAACUGCAAGACUUCUAAAAGAAAAGAAACUCAACUGCAGCUUAAAAAAUGGGUUCACAUGUUAAGCCCGCUAAAUUCUAAUUUAUUCUAA
Mercenaria mercenaria is the source of this 1053-nucleotide messenger RNA. RefSeq lists its product as uncharacterized. The record is from RefSeq and is a predicted model, not a curated record. The coding region runs from base 652 to 1053 and encodes 133 amino acids. The transcript has 4 exons. Lineage: Eukaryota; Metazoa; Mollusca; Bivalvia; Venerida; Veneridae.